Messenger RNA from Eutrema salsugineum, 1390 nucleotides. RefSeq names its product probable protein phosphatase 2C 14. Gene Ontology annotation, biological process: protein dephosphorylation. The record is from RefSeq and is a predicted model, not a curated record. Lineage: Eukaryota; Viridiplantae; Streptophyta; Magnoliopsida; Brassicales; Brassicaceae. Bases 29 to 1285 code for a protein of 418 amino acids. The transcript is spliced from 4 exons. Gene Ontology annotation, molecular function: cation binding; protein serine/threonine phosphatase activity.
CAUUUUGUAGCCGUUGCUCUGAGGCAAUAUGUUCACAGUACUUUCAGGAGAAAAAAUGGCGACUUUUUCUCCUGCCAUGGAAAAUAGACUGAGCAAGGAAUCACCUUUGAAUAAUUCACCGUUAUUGGUCCCAAAGAUGUCGUCUUUGAAGAGAAAGAGACCUCCCCAGAUAGAGAUCCCCAAUGUCCUUCAAGAGAUUCAAACUGAUAAUCUCAGAUUCAAAGACUUUUCUCACCAAAACGACGCCGUGUGCUUCGGAGGCAACGAUUUUGGUGUUUUCUCCAGAAAAGGCAAGAAGAAGUUCAUGGAAGACUGUCACAGAAUCGCUCCUUGUUUUGCCGGAAGCUCAAAUAAGAGUUUCUUUGGAGUUUAUGAUGGUCAUGGAGGUGGGAAAGCUGCAGAAUUUGUUGCUGAGAAUCUGCACAAAAAUGUUCUUGAGAUGAUGAAGAAUUGCGAGGAGAAAGGGGAGAAAGAAGAAGCCUUUAAAACUGCUUAUUUGAGUACAGAUCGUGAUUUCUUAGAAGAGGGUGUAGUGAGUGGUACCUGCUGUGUUACAGCUUUGAUACAAAAUCAAGAGAUGAUUGUCUCGAAUUUGGGAGAUUGCAGAGCUGUCCUGUGUCGAGGAGGAGUUGCUGAGGCUCUUACAAGUGAUCAUAAAGCAGAAAGAGAUGAUGAACGCAAAAGAAUCGAAGAUCAGGGAGGCUAUGUCGAAUUCCAUAAAGGGGCUUGGCGAGUUCAUGGAAUACUCGCUAUUUCCAGAAGCAUUGGAGAUGCACACCUAAAGAAAUGGGUAGUUGCUGAACCCGACACAAGAAUACUCGAUUUAGAAGAAGAUAUGGAGUUUCUUGUCUUAGCUUCUGAUGGACUUUGGGAUGUUGUUAGUAACCAAGAAGCAGUUGACACCGUGUUGCGUGUUCUAGCUCCAAGAAAGACGCCUAGAGAAAGCGAGGAUGAGAACUUGAUCCAUGGCCUUGUCAAUGUAAGCCCAUCCUCGAAACUUCGGCGAGUUUCUCUUGUCAAGCAACGAAAAGAGUUGUUGCCAGUUCAGUCUCCCAAAUCUGCAAAAUCCACAAGUUACUACCAUUCAGAGAAUGAAUUACCUUCUCCCCACCUGAGUCCACCUUCAAAGUCACGGAAGAUCACUGCGUUGAAGCGAAUAAAGAUGAAGACCGAGUCUUCUUGGACCAAGGCGGCUUGCAAAGAGCUCGUGGACAUGGCUGUGAGUAGAGGUAGUAUGGAUGAUAUCACAGUGGUGAUUGUGGAUCUCAACCACUACAAAUGCUGAAAAAACCCUUCAUAUACAUAUGCUUGUAAGUCCAUAUAUGUUUCAUAUCCUUUGGAGACUUUUAAUGAUGAUGUAGAGAUUCUUGUUGAUAAAUGAUGAACCUUU